Molecule: messenger RNA, 1811 nt
Organism: Poeciliopsis prolifica (blackstripe livebearer)
Lineage: Eukaryota; Metazoa; Chordata; Actinopteri; Cyprinodontiformes; Poeciliidae
Product: cilia- and flagella-associated protein 251-like
Exons: 9
Coding region: 624-1769 (381 amino acids)
Biological process (GO): cardiac muscle thin filament assembly
Cellular component (GO): Z disc
Molecular function (GO): actin filament binding
Source: RefSeq, a predicted model, not a curated record
CUAUCAGAUUUAAACAAAUUAUAUCAGAUUUGAACAAAUUAUAUCAGAUUUAAACAUGUUCUCAGGUUUAGUUUAACCUAAAUUCCAGGUGAACAAAAUCAAAUAUUAACAGUUUUAUUAUUUACUAAACUAAACAAGUUUUGUUCUGUAAUCAGGAGGUUAAAUCUCACUGCAGGAACAGUUUGUUGCAUUCCUUCCACCGUAUGAGCUCAGCACUUCAUACCACACACACACACACACACACACACACACACACACACACACGCACACACACACACACACGCACACACACACACACACACAGUGAGUGUUUGAGAUGAAGGCCUGGUCCAGAUAAACUGAAGUGUUGGGCUAAAUGUGGAAGCCAGCGCUGAUAAGACGAACCGGCGUUGGACCAUCAGGCGGUUCGCAGCGAGGCGUUCGGGCUCAGUCAGGAGAAGUUAGAGGUGAACCAACAUCCUGGAAGGUUUUUAAAUAUCGAAAGCAAGAAUCCAUUCCUUCAGGGUCAAACGUGACGAAUCUGCAGAGGUUUGAAUCCAGAAAAACUCAGAGGGAACAUCAGGACUUGGAAUCGUUUCCUGGAGAAAAGAGGAAGGCUGGAGGUGAGGAAGACUCUGCUGGACAUGGAGGGACAGCCGGAGGUCAAAGAAGAGACAAGAAUGGAGGCAGAAAACGACUCGACUGCUGCAGCCUCAGACGGAGGGAAGGAAAAACUGCAAACAGAGGAGGGAGAGAAAGAGGAGGAGCUUCAGGAGGAAGAGGAGGGUGGAGGCGAUGAAGAGGAGGGUGGAGGCGAUGAAGAGGAGGGUGGAGGCGAUGAAGAGGAGGGUGGAGGCGAUGAAGAGGAGGGUGGAGGCGAUGAAGAGGAGGGUGGAGGCGAUGAAGAGGAGGGUGGAGGCGAGGAAGAGGAGGGUGGAGGCGAUGAAGAGGAGGGUGGAGGCGAUGAAGAGGAGGGUGGAGGCGAGGAAGAGGAGGAUGGAGGCGAGGAAGAGGAGGGUGGAGAGACAAAAACAAAGAAACAUUUGGGACUUUGGGAAUCUGAGGCUGCUGCCGACGUCAAGCCUCCGCUGCCGGAUCCAGAGUUUAACCGCCGAUGCAGUUUGAUCCUCAGUGAUGUCUGGUAUAAGGAGGACUUGGAGAAGAUGAAGGGUCAGAGUCUGUUUGUCCCCGGAGCCGAACUCAUCCACUCCAGGAACAUCAGCGCCGUGAUCUCUGAGUCCAAGUACAAGGAGGACGGGAAGAAGGAGGCGAAUCUGUCUCUGUACUCCAUCCUGCCUAAGACUCCAGAGACGCAGCGCGCCAAGGAAGCUUCAGAGCUGCAGAGCGAGAUCAAAUACAAAGGAAACCUGAAGACGGAGAUUUCUUCCUCUCUUUACUCUCUGCUGCCUGAAACCACAGAGACCCAGUUUGUGAGAGAGCUGACGGAGAUGCAGAGCGAGAACAAAUACAAGGAGGAAGGCAGGAAGGAGAUGAGCAGCAGUUUGUUUUCUCAGCUUCCUGAAACCAACCAGACGCAGCUGGCCCGGACCGUCCAGGACUUCCAGAGCCAGAAAAAGUACCAAGAAGACGGGAGGAGGAAGGCGUCCAUGUCGCUGUACUCCCAGCUGCCAGAGACGCCGGAUCCAACACGCCUUGGAGGUUUCCCAGCUGCAGAGCGACGUUUUUUGCUCCAAGCUGCUGGGAAGAGGAGCUGCUUCCUCCCUGUACUCCCAGCUGCCCGACACCACAGAGAUCCAGUUCGCCCGGGAGAUGACAGAGCUGCACAGUGAGGUACCACACACACACACACACACACACACACACACACACAC